AUGCCCAGCGUUACGAUUCCCGCCAGGACGGGCGCCUAUGUCAGCCUCACAACAGGGGAAAGGCUUAAGUUGAUCAACCAGCAUGGCAACCAAGUCAUUGAUUUCUGGGCCUUCGUCUUCCCAGCUGAUGAUACCAGUGGCAAUAUUCCUACAAGUUUCAUUCGCUCGACAGAGGCAAACGCCCAGGAGACCGAAGCAAAUCUACCUUUCCCAUACACUAAAGGCGUGCAGUACAUGUCUGCUUCCCGCACACGCUCAGUUUUAUCCAAACUUAUUCCUUCAGCCCAUAUGCAGGAUGCUUUGUACACCAAUAAAUCUCUUCCACUAUUCACUCUGGUAGAGGACACAACAUCCGGUGUCCACGAUACGUUGUUCGGUUGUUGCGACCGGUUUCGAUAUCAUAGCCUUGGUAUUCCUGACUACGAGCACCCAAGCUGUGCGGAGAACAUGCAUCUUGCACUUCGGGACGCAGCAGCCGCAGGAGUAUUCCGUCCGGGAACUAUAUCCUCGGAGUGGACCCCCGAUCCCUUGAACGUCUUCAUGAAUGUCCCUAUAACUACCGCGUUGGAUCGCGAAUCUGGCGGGGGCCGGAUUGAAUGUGUGAAUCCGGAAAGUAGGCCCGGAGAGUAUCUCGUCCUCAGGGCGGAAAUGAAUUGCGUGGCUGUGAUGAGUGCAUGCCCAAACGACAAAAUACCGGGGGUCAACGCCGGGAGCUGCACCGAAGUCGAAUACGAGGUCCUCUCUCCAGGAGGCACUUGA
Exophiala aquamarina CBS 119918 is the source of this 759-nucleotide messenger RNA. RefSeq lists its product as uncharacterized. Lineage: Eukaryota; Fungi; Ascomycota; Eurotiomycetes; Chaetothyriales; Herpotrichiellaceae. The coding region runs from base 1 to 759 and encodes 252 amino acids. The record is from RefSeq and is a predicted model, not a curated record. The transcript has a single exon.